UUUAUUUAAAUCUAAAAUAAAUAGGUAAUGGGGUUUUUUCUGUUGUUUAUUUAUAAUAUGGUACUAUCAGCCGGUUACUUUCUGUGAUGAAACGACAGGAGGAAAAGGAAAGAAAAGAACAAAAAAAACAAAAAAAGAUUUCUAGACAGUCAUUUUAGUGACGUCAUAAAAACAUGACGUCAUAAUAGCCACACCGUCACAAUAAUUUCACUGUUGUUUCCAUCAACAUUCAUCAAAGAAAAUGGGUCUUAUUCAAAGCUGCAUUGGGAAGCGCAAAAACAAAGUAGGGAUUAUUUCGGAAGAAGAAGCAGAUGCAUACGACAAAAUAAAAACUGAGAUGAAGAAAGAACUGAUGGAGGAUAGCAUGCAUAACAAACCGAUUCCCUGCUUGAUGUCUUCAGCAGCUGAACACGAAAAGGAACUCACAGACACUGUAGAAAACAGUCAAGUAUCUGACUGUGUCAAGACAAAGGGCGGGAUGGCUUUCAAUAUUUACUUUAAACCCGCUCUCGCUAUGCCACUACCCAUAAAAACAUCAGUGCUGAAAAUACUGCCUGAAGAUUACGAAUGGUGGAAAGAAGAAAUGUUGAGUUUACUACAAGAGAAACAGGAAAAUGCGAGGCGUAAGAGAAGGAAAGUGCUUCGCAAAAAGAUCCUGGUAGCAAAGAAAGUAAAGGGGAUUCGAUUCAGAGAGGAUUUGGAAAUAAGAGUGAUACAAGACUAA
This is a messenger RNA of Ostrea edulis (European flat oyster), 724 nucleotides long. RefSeq lists its product as uncharacterized. The transcript is spliced from 2 exons. Lineage: Eukaryota; Metazoa; Mollusca; Bivalvia; Ostreida; Ostreidae. The coding region runs from base 242 to 724 and encodes 160 amino acids. The record is from RefSeq and is a predicted model, not a curated record.